AUGGUUGACAUCUGCAUAAGUUGUCGGACUCGGGACAACUCUAAAGCGACGCUAUUUCAACAAGCUGGAUUACCAGCGCACCUCUGCGCACUUCCCCACUCAACAACUCCAUCAUCUCACGCCAUGCACCCCUCGUCUACAGAGCGCAGCAAGCCUCAACUCAAAGAGCAAGAGACUCUCUCAUUCAGCCUCCAUCGCCACCCAGAACCCACCGCCGCACUCCACACCCUCUCAAUCCGCUUACAACAAGCCGCCAUCGUCGCCUUCGCCCUCGCCGCGCAAUCCUGCGUCACCUACCUCACCAUUCACGGUUUCUUCGUCGUCGGGCCCUACAGGUCUCACAUUAGUCUUUGGCAGGCGAUUGCCACGGAGGGUCUGAAUGUCGGCAAUGCGGUGCAGGCGAUGGUGCUUCUCGCGAUGCCGGUGGUGAUGGCGGGGUCGCUUGUGUAUAUGGUGUCGAGCGUGUGGCGGAAGUUGGAGGAAGAUCUUGUGGCGCGGGUUAGGCUUUCGUAG
Messenger RNA from Peniophora sp. CBMAI 1063, 513 nucleotides. The record is from the annotation of a GenBank genome assembly. Lineage: Eukaryota; Fungi; Basidiomycota; Agaricomycetes; Russulales; Peniophoraceae.